Molecule: messenger RNA, 1089 nt
Organism: Acaulospora morrowiae
Lineage: Eukaryota; Fungi; Glomeromycota; Glomeromycetes; Diversisporales; Acaulosporaceae
Source: the annotation of a GenBank genome assembly
GGUUAUCUCACCAACUGGGAAGUUGAAAAGGGAAUCUGGGAUAGAGUUUUUUCAAAGGAGGUCAUGAAUUGCGACCCGAAAAAAACCAGUCUUCUCAUUACGGAACCAUGUUUUGAUCUGCCGAAUAUUCAAAAGGCUUACGAUGAGAUGAUCUUUGAAGUUUACGAGUUUCAAUCAUAUUGUCGCACAAUUGCUCCGUGGCUGUGCAUACAAAACAAUACAUCCAGACUCUAUAAUGACAGACCGCAUAGCCAGUCGGAAUCACCGGAUUGUGUUUUGGUGGUGGACUCGGGAUAUUCUUUUACCCAUAUUAUACCUUUCGUCAUGGGUCGACCGAUAUUUCCCGCUAUUCGAAGAAUCAAUAUUGGAGGCAAAUUAUUGACCAAUCACCUCAAAGAGAUCGUAUCGUUUCGAUACUGGGAUAUGAUGGAUCAAACCUAUGUGAUGAAUGAAGUGAAAGAAUCGUGUUGUUAUGUUUCUCAGGAUUUUCUGGCUGAUCUUGAAAUCUGUCGAAGGAAUACGAGAGAUAAUCCAAUUCUACAAGAAUAUGUCCUUCCUGAUUUCUCGAGAAAUUCCAAGGGAUUCAUAAGGGAGAAGAAAAGUGGAGGAGAGAUGUAUGAUCAAUCGGAUGAACAGGUUUUGUACAUGAAUAACGAACGUUUUACCGUGCCCGAAAUAUUAUUCAAUCCGUCAGAUAUCGGCAUGAAUCAAGCAGGAAUUCCGGAGGUCAUAGUGGAAGCAAUUAAUGCUACUCAUCCUGAAAUGUUUCCUUUUCCUGUAAAUGAUGUAGAUUUACAAGGUUUAUUUUACGGGAAUAUUGUGUUGGUCGGUGGCAAUAGUUUGUUCUCCGGAUACAAAGAGAGAGUUGAAAAAGAUUUAAGAGUGCUUGCGCCAUCAGAAUUCGAAGUGAAAGUGGGAAUUCCCGAAGAUCCCAUAACAUAUGCGUGGCAUGGUGGGAGUAAAUUUGCGGCCUCUCCGGAAUUCAACGAGAGGUUGGUCACUCGAUCCGAGUACAUGGAGCAUGGUAGUAACAUUUGUCUCAAGAAAUUUGGGUGGGGUGAUGGUGAGAUCGACGAAUUAUCUGAAUGA